Molecule: messenger RNA, 2744 nt
Organism: Gigantopelta aegis
Lineage: Eukaryota; Metazoa; Mollusca; Gastropoda; Neomphalida; Peltospiridae
Product: FAD synthase-like
Exons: 13
Coding region: 138-1676 (512 amino acids)
Biological process (GO): FAD biosynthetic process
Molecular function (GO): FMN adenylyltransferase activity
Source: RefSeq, a predicted model, not a curated record
CGGAACCCGGAACAUGUCGCUGACUUUUCUACAUCGGAGGACUUAACAGACUUAGAUCCGCCAGUGGUAGAGGUCAAAGUUCGUUAGUAGAUGGUAUUGUACCGGUUAACUGAAACUGUGACAGGUUACAAAAGCGGAUGCAGUCAGUGAGAUAUGUUUACAGGCUUCGGGUCGUGAAUCGCCACAUCGCCAGUAUGGCGGCACAAUCAAACAAUCACAGUACUGCUGGUAUUAUCGUGAUAGGGGAUGAAAUACUGAAGGGGCAGACAGCAGAUACAAACUCUCAUUUUAUCUGCAAACAUCUCUACUCUAUGGGUGUGAAGGUUCAAAAGAUUUCUGUGAUUCCCGAUGACUUGAGCACAAUAGCGAGUGAAGUGGCUGAGUUUUCACAGCGAUACACCCACGUCAUCACGUCUGGUGGGAUCGGGCCCACUCAUGAUGAUGUUACAUUUGAAGGGGUUGCCAAAGCAUUCAAGGAAGACAUCAUUCCACAUCCUGAUCUUGUGGAGCUGAUAAAAAAAUACUUCAACACCGAGGACCUCAAGUCUCCCAAAAUGAAAAUGGCCUAUAUUCCGCGGAGUGCCAAGAUCCAGUAUGGAGUGAACAAGACCACGGGAGAGCGAACGCGCUAUCCACUUGUCUCUGUACACAAUGUGUACAUGUUCCCGGGGAUUCCUUCCAUACUGGAACAUGCCUUUGUCUUACUCAAGGAUAACUUUUGCAACCCUGGUGUGGAGUUUCACUCAAAGUAUAUUUAUGUUAAUCUCGAUGAGGUUUCUAUCACGUCCAUAUUGAAUGAGGUGGAUAGCAAGUUUAAAGAGCAUGUUGUACUGGGGUCAUAUCCAGACAUUAACAACAGUUAUUACAAAGUGAAGUUGACUUUGGAAUCAUUGAGCCCCCAGCACUUGGAAGAUGCCUGCAACCAUUUGAAGACUGUUCUGCCGCCAGAUUGUAUUGUGGACUUUGACACUGAUCCAGUUCAACAUGCCGUCCAGCACAUCAACGACAUUGUGAAGUGUGAGGGACAGAGUCUGUUUAACAGCCGCAUCCACAGUGCCGUACAAGUUAUAGAGGAAUGUCUCGACAAAUACAGGUUGGAUGAGGUGUGUGUUGGUUUCAAUGGUGGAAAAGACUGCACAGUUUUGCUGCAUUUGUUUCAUGCUGUUGCCAGGAGAAAGUUUCCCGAUUACAAAGACAAACUGAAGGCUCUGUACAUUCGUAGCAAGCUUCCGUUCCCGGAAGUAGAAAAAUUCAUCCAGCUCUCUCGUGACAGGUACAACUUAGAAAUGCUUCAUUUCAACGGGCGGAUCAGGAAUUGUCUUGGAGAACUGCAGCAACAGCAUCCAGUCAUCAAGGCUGUUGUCAUGGGAACCAGGCAGACAGAUCCAUUCUCAAGUGGUCUAACGUCAUUCACCAUGACAGAUUCCGACUGGCCACAGUUCAUGAGAGUGAACCCGAUUUUAGACUGGACCUAUCACGAUAUCUGGCACUUCCUCAGAUCCUUCAGUCUGCCAUACUGUAGUCUUUAUGAUCGAGGGUACACGUCACUAGGCAGCAUGAACAACACCCACCCCAACCCAACCCUGCAGUAUAUAGACAAGCGAGGUAUUGUGUGUUAUAAACCUGCCUAUCAGUUGGAGGACAGCAGCAAGGAAAGAGAUGGACGCAACAAGUGAUGUAAUCAUUCUAAUCAACAAAAAACUCUAUUUGGGUUACAAACUGCAUAUCAGAAAACAAUAGAAGAGAAAGAGAUGGACGGAACAAGUGAAAUAUCAUUCUAAACAAACAAACAAAAUCAUUGUGCAUUAUAAAGUGAAUAUCAGAAAAUGUUAGAUGAAAGAAAGAUGAUCAUUCUACCAGUUAGAAGAUGGCAGAAACAAAAUAAGUGACAUGAUAAUUUUAAUCAUCAGAAAAUAGCAUUGUGUGUUACAAUCUGCAUAUCACUUACAAGAUGGUAGAAAAGAAAGUGAUGGAGAAAUAAGUGACACGAUUACUUUAAUCAUCAGAAAACAGAGGACAGAUGUCUGCUGACACACUCAAGAUAAGAUCUAUAAGAGUUACAAUCUGUAUAUCGGAUCAAAGAUGGCCGAAAAAAUAAAAGAUGGACAAAAUAAGUGAUGUAAUUAUUGUAAUCAACAGAAAUUAGCAUUGUGUAUUACAAACUGCAGUGAGAAGACAGCAGUAAAGAAAGGGAGAAAAUAAUGACGUGAUCAUUUUACUGGUAAUGAAAAGAAGACAAGUCCAGUGAUCAUUCUAACCAACAAAAAUCAUUUUGUGUGAUAAAACUGAAUAUCAGAAAACAUUAAAGAUGGAAGAAAGAAGUGACACAAUAAUUCUACUAGUUAGAAGAUAGCAGAAACAAAAUAAGUGACAUGAUCAUUUUAAUCAUCAGAAAAUAGCAUUGUGUGUUACAAGCUGCAUAUCACUUAUAAGAUGGUAGAAAAGAAAGUGAUGGAGAAAUAAGUGACAUGAUUAUUUUAAUAAACAGAAAACAGGAAAGAUGUCUGCUGACACACUCAAGAUAAAGAUCUAUAUUUAUAUACCAUUAUGGCUUGCUGCUGGUACUCAAGACAAGAUCAGCUCUAAACAGUCAGCAAAGUUCAGGCAUGUUCAUCAACAACAAACCCAGUUUUGUGUUGUAGCUCACAAGUCUUGGGUGGAUUUUCAAUAUUAAACACAUUUCAUCUUGAAGAUGAGAAAAAGAAAUGAACAAUAAAAAGCCACCCUGGAAUAACACUGAUAAA